Messenger RNA from Closterium sp. Naga37s-1, 966 nucleotides. The record is from the annotation of a GenBank genome assembly. Lineage: Eukaryota; Viridiplantae; Streptophyta; Zygnematophyceae; Desmidiales; Closteriaceae.
AUGGAUGCUCUUACGGUGUUGUUUCCUCUUCUUCCCUGCUUCUCCCUCCUCUUGCGGUGUUCUGCCAACUGCAUUGCCCCGCUCUCUCCAACUCUUCCCCCACUUCUCCUCUCUUCCUCCCCCCCCCGCCCCAUCCCCCCUUCCCCCAUCCCCCCUCCGUGCUUUUCCACAUCCCCGCUUUCCCGCUUCAUCUACUCGUGCCCCCUUCCUUCGUCUUCUACUCAUCUUCAGUUUUCUUCCUCCUUCCUUUGUCUUCUCCAUCCACCCUUCCUUUCUUCCCGCUCUCUCCAUCUUCUCCCCCCACUUUCCCCCACCCUCUCCAUUCCCGCCUCUGCCCCUUUCCACCUCACCCGUUCUUCUCGAACCGCAGAUCUUCCUUUCGUCAGCGAGCCGUUGGGUCCGGAGCGCGCUCACGCGGUGGUGGCGCGAGCGAACGCCACGUGGCAGCUCUUCGUCGAUCAGAACGUCCCCGCGGAGCCCUGGGCGCCGCCGGCCGCCGUCCUCAACGGAAGCUUCCUCGAAAGCAUCUGGAAGCGCAAAUACAUGGGCGACUGCGCGCCGUCCGCCGCGAUUCCCGUUUCCCAGCCGGCGCAUUUGCAGCAGCAGCAGCAAGCGGAGAAUGCGGCGCAAAAAGCGGCAGCGGAAGCGGUCUCCGGCGCUCUGGUGGAGGAAAAGCCAGCCAACGGCAAGUGGGGCGGGAAGCUGCGAGGAAUCUUCCGGACUAAAAGCGAUAGGGAACGCCAAUUCAACAGCUCGACGCGCGCAGUCAUCAUGAGUACAUGGGGAGCUGCUGCUGUGGUGUGCUGUGUGAUGUACCAUGUGAGAGAAGGGGUGGUGAGAGAAGGGGUGGUGAGAGAAGGGAUGGCUGCCAAGCAGAGGGGAAAGGAGGUGUGUGAAAGAAUGGAUUUGGGGGAAAUGGAGACAGGAGAAAAUGUGGAGGAAGGAAGCAAAGGGGAUGGAGGAUAA